AUGAAUCUCACAACAGAGGAAUAUACCAAAUGGGUGGUCGAACGAAUGAGGGACAGCGCCCAGCCAUCUACGUACUACGGCGGCAUAGCCCAGUCACAGGUGCCGGAUCAUGGAACAUCGCAGGUUUCUGUGCUCGACGAACACGGCAAUGGUGUCUCUUCAACAACCACCAUAAAUCGUUGGUUUGGAGCAGCGGUCGAAUCGGAAGCCUAUGGAAUUGUGUGGAACGACGAGAUGGACGACUUUUCUACACCAGGAAUGGCUAAUGGAUUCGGCUUUGCACCGUCGGAGACGAACUUCAUUGAACCAGGCAAACGGCCAAUGAGCAGCAUGAGUCCUAUGGUAAUUUUCGAUGCUAAAACGAAAGAGCCAACGAUGGUUAUCGGUGGUUCCGGCGGCUCAAAAAUUAUCUCUGCCGUUGCGAAAGCAAUUGUUCGUCCUCUGAUUUUCGGUGAGACUAUAAAGCAAGCAAUUGACUCACCAAUGAUUCACAAUCAAUUCACACCCGACAUCACUCAGAUUGAUGACUCUUUCCCCAAGGAGCUCAAAUCGGUGCUGGACUGGAAAUUCGGUCAAAAGUUCCGCAACACGACUGGAUUUGAAGGAAUCGUGCAGGGAAUAACGGUCAAUUCAGCUGAAGUCCGGGCCUGUGGAGAUUUCAGGCGGAAAACCAAACAAAUCCCUUCAGGUUAUUGA
Ostertagia ostertagi is the source of this 696-nucleotide messenger RNA. Lineage: Eukaryota; Metazoa; Nematoda; Chromadorea; Rhabditida; Trichostrongylidae. The record is from the annotation of a GenBank genome assembly.